Molecule: messenger RNA, 2475 nt
Organism: Biomphalaria glabrata
Lineage: Eukaryota; Metazoa; Mollusca; Gastropoda; Planorbidae
Product: beta-1,3-galactosyl-O-glycosyl-glycoprotein beta-1,6-N-acetylglucosaminyltransferase-like
Exons: 7
Coding region: 253-1689 (478 amino acids)
Cellular component (GO): membrane
Molecular function (GO): acetylglucosaminyltransferase activity
Source: RefSeq, a predicted model, not a curated record
CGAAGAGCGCAAUUUUCUAAAAGUGUGUUCACACAAGGUUACAUUAACUGUAACAUGGUUUACCUCCCAUGUCCCUUUCCCCUUUGUUCUGCUGACCCUGUUGAGCACAGGGUCACACCUACGGCACACACUAACACACCUGGACUAUGUUCUACCUGUCUCUUUUCUGUCAACAUUACAGGUACGUUGUGUGUUGCAAUAAUGGACGCUAGCUCUUCGUAUUGACAUUGUGUGCUAGCAACUUGUUGACUAAUGUCACAGGAAGAUAGCAUGACGCCAGUUCGUCUGAAUAUUUACAGCGUUAAUAGAUUAUUGACACUAGUGCUACUGGUUCUAACAAUAGGGACAGCAAUCUACAUACUCAAACUUUGCUACACGUACGAGGUAUCCUCUCUUCGAAUAGCAUUGACAGGGGGAAGUAAUCAAUGUUCAGAUCAAGACGACUCAACUAAAAUUAAUUCCCCUACAAUACUGUUGUCAGAUGCUAAAUAUAAAUCAAUUAGACAUUAUCAUAGUAGAACAUUACAAUUUUCUAAAGAAUUUCAUUGCGGGAAACUUUUUGAGGCCGAUGAGCUGGAACAAGAGAAAGCAAUGUUGUUCACAAAACUUCAUCAAAAUCAAUUCCAAACCUUGCCAGAGAGCAUGGUUCCUUCAAUGUUAUCUGACUGUCAAGCUUUCAAAGAGAUCCGUGGCUACAGGCUGGACUCUGGUCAGCAAGAAGAAGAAGAGUUUCCCCUUGCUUACAUCAUUCUAGUCCACAGAGACUUUGAGCACUUGGAGAGGUUACUACGUGCUCUGUACAGGCCACAACAUACAUUCUGCAUACAUGUGGAUGCUAAAGCUUCAGAACACUUAAAGAAAGCUGUGUCACUUCUUGUUGGUUGCUUUAAGAACAUGGCACUUGCAUCUGAAGCACACACCAUUAUCUACGCUCACAUCAGCAGACUUGCUGCAGAUAUUACUUGUAUGAAGGACUUGCUGGAAUUGGAUUCUAAGUGGAAAUAUGUAAUCAAUUAUGCUGCUACAGAAUUUCCACUUCGGACUAAUUUAGAAACUGUAAAAAUAUUGAAAUCGUUAAAUGGCAAGAAUGAUAUUCAUGAGUCUUACAAGGCCAGGAUCAAAGACAGAUUUCAAUCAGAAUAUAGUGUCAUCAAUGGAAAAAUGACAGCAUCUCAAGUCACUAUGGCACCUCCACCGUAUAACCUUACAAUUACAAAAGGUCAGGCUUACAACUCUUUUACCAGAGAGUUCGUUGAAUGGGUUUUAACUGAGCAAAUACCACGUGACUUUUUGACCUGGAGCGAAAAAACGUACAGUCCAGAUGAACAUUAUUGGGGGACAUUAAACAAUCUUUAUCACAAUCAGUUUUUAAAUACACCUGGAGGCUUUCAAGGUGAACCAGACAAGAAAGGUUACAUUACAAAGUUCAUCAGUUGGCAAUACAGAAAUGCCAGGCAUAAAUGUCAAGGUCAGAUCAUUCAUAGUAUUUGUGUGUUUUCUUCACUAGACUUGCCAACAAUUAUGGUUCAGAUGCAUUUAGCUGCCAACAAAUUUGACUUGACCUAUGACCCCAUUGCUUAUGCCUGUAUAGAAGAGCUACAUACAAAUAAAACUUUGGCUCACGUUCCUUUUGAUAGAGCCUUUUACAAAAACCUGCAUUUUGUCAAGUACACAGUAGGUCAUAAGUAAGGACAUGUUUCUAAGCUCUACUCACAGUGAUAUAAAGUUGUUAUUUGAAUGUUUUGUUUCAUUAUAACAGUUGACACAAUAAUUUAUUGAUCUAACUACAAAACAUAUUGUUUUUUGUUAGCUAGAGACUAAGAUCUAAGUAUCAUAUCUUGACAUUGCUACUAAAAGUUCAAAAUGGCAAAGUUUCACAAAACACUAUCAAUUGUCUUUCAAUAUUUCUGUUUUAAUAUACUUUGUGUUUGUUGAAUGUACACUCACCAUGAUUAGUUGAUAUAUUCUUUGUGUUUGUUGAAUGUACAUUCAUCAUGAUUAGUUGAUAUAUUCUUUGUGUUUGUUGAAUGUGCACUCACCAUGAUUAGUUGAUAUAUUCUUUGUGUUUCUUGAAUGUACACUCACCAUGAUUAGUUGAUAUAUUCUUUGUGUUUCUUGAAUGUACACUCACCAUGAUUAGUUGAUAUAUUCUUUUUGUUUGUUGAAUGUACACUUACCAUGAUUAUUUGAUAUAUUCUCUGUAUUUGUUGAAUGUACACUCACCAUGAUUAUUUGAUAUAUUCUUUGUGUUUUAUGAAUGUACACUCACCAUGAUUAUUUGAUAUAUUCUUUGUGUACACUCACCAUGAUUAUUUGAUAUAUUCUUUGUGUUUUAUGAAUGUACACUCACCAUGAUUAUUUGAUAUAUUCUUUGUGUACACUCACCAUGAUUAUUUGAUAUAUUCUCUGUGUUUGUUGAAUUUAGUAAUGGCUGUGUACUCUAAACAUUUCUUUUAAUCUGAUAUUAACAUUGUG